Molecule: messenger RNA, 3153 nt
Organism: Leguminivora glycinivorella
Lineage: Eukaryota; Metazoa; Arthropoda; Insecta; Lepidoptera; Tortricidae
Exons: 13
Coding region: 197-2698 (833 amino acids)
Source: RefSeq, a predicted model, not a curated record
AACACGGCUGGUCGCACCUUGCGCUGAUAGUCAUUCCGCCAUCGCUUUUUACGCUGGUCACAUAUUGUAUUGUUUUUAGAUUGCCAUUUACUUGCACAUGGUGAUGUGACGUGACCUUUGAAAAAUUUGAGACUAGACGAAAAGUGUAUUGUGUAGUGACUCAUCGAACUUUGGAUUACUGCAACAACAGGUCAUAAUGUGGUGGCUAUUGCUGGUGGCCGUCGUCGGCAGCGCGCACGGUCAGCUCACAGCACAGACCAGCGUGGCUCCAGAACUCAGGGAGUGCUACACCAACCCUACCCUCAACCGGAACAACCUGCCCCCCGCCACGAUCGGCGUGCUCGUCGACAUCAUACAGAAGAUAGAAGACAACCCUAAUGUUAACAUGGACCUUAGGCAGAUUGCGACUACGUUAUUACAUACGUACAGACAAGAUGGCACAGAGUAUCACCAGCCGGACUCCAACUUGCUUAAUUCCGCCAACAUCCUGCCGUGGGCGGCUACAUUCCAUUCCUUUUAUCGUCAUAAGUUACUUUUGACGAGGCUGAUUCCCAACAAUCUCCAAGUAUUUGAAAACAUUACCCUCUCUUCACCGCUAAAGUGCGCCAUGCAUGCCAUGCUCUCCACAUCGGUCGAUGCAAGGCUUCAUGGAAAUGGAAAUUGUAAUGAGUUCUCUCAGUAUCGUGCUUUAAGGACAGCACGUCAGGUUCCCGAUGACAUCAAUGAAGAUGUCGAAAUUAUAGAUCCUGCUUUACUAAAUACUAAGAAUAAGAUUGGACAAAUGAGACAUUACAAUCCAAAGAACGAUGUCGAGUACAACGACUUCAGCGGCAGCAAAUCUGAACGUCAGCUACUAGGAGAGAGCUUGUGUCCUAUACUCAGUGGUGUAGUUAAGACUACCUGGGGAGAAGUUUCUGCUGGAAACCUGGUGGCAGGAAUUGCCGCUGGUUCGGAGGCACAACGUGUCCCGACUCAAGAAUUAUCAAAGGGAUCCGUCCUUAACUACCCCAAUGCCCGACCAACUGUUUCAUCGAUAUACGCAGCAACAUUAUCAGGCGACCUAGCUGAGGCAGUUUUGAUCCAAGGUACCGAGAGAGGCAGUGCCUCAAUUUCUAUUGGAGCAACUGGCUACUGGAACAGUACGCAGGCAUCCAAAUACUACAUGCUGCGUUCUCGUUUGAACAUCGAAAUGACAGAUCCCGAAAUCCGUGGCGAUAUAGACGGUUUUGUUUUGGGCCUUAAUUUGAACACGCACCUCGGAACAUUCAAUUCUUUGAAACUGUCACAAUUAAUCGACAUGUACUACUCGAGAAACGGAGUCUUCAAUCAUGACUUUAGAGCAUGCAAUCGUCGAUCACUAAUGCAGCAGUACAUCACAGCAGAGAACUUAAUAACGGAAACAUACACGUUCGCAGCAGCUUUAGAUACACAGAUGCCUUUGAGAGGAACUAUUACGGGAGGAUUCGAUGAGUUGGUCAUCAGCGCCGUUACCAACUUCCAGAGUUAUGCCUCGUCUACCAUGAAUGACCUGAACUGUGCCAGCACCGACACCGUUGCAUCAAGCCAUAACUAUCAUCUAAAGACAAACCUUUAUCUGGUACUCGAUGCUGCUUGGCAGUAUGAGGUCAUCUACCCAGCAGUGUCUUACCUCUUGGAUUCCAUAGAAGUCGGCAAAUUCGGCUCCAGUGUGACACUACUGAAUGCAUUUGACGGUCAAGUUGUGAUCAACACGACUUGGUCUUUAGCAGACUUCCAUUCAGAGUACACUCUUGCCAAACACCAAUCAAUGUUUACAGGGGUGAACCUGCAGAAUACAUUCACAAAUAUCCGUACUUAUAUGCAAAAUAAUAUGGAAAAUGAAACACUUCGCAAUUACGUUGGUGGCAACUCGUCGGUACUUCUGUUCCUGUUGAACAGCGGAAACCUGCAGAACAAUGACUUGGUUUGGGACCAAGCACGUAUUUUGAACGAAACUGUGCCUGACUUGAGGAUUCUAUUCACAACUUCGACGAACCAAAUCGAUAACCUGUGGAACUUGGUCCGCGAUAUGCACCAGGAUAUCCACACAAUUUCGUUGACAAGCACUGUUAACCACAUUGAAGCUUUUGCUCCUACGCUAAAUCGUAUUCAACAGGUCGGUAGAAGAAUAAUUAAUCCUCUCUGCGGAGCAAGGUUCCCCAGCGACGUGAACUCGGGCAGCAGAAGUUUCGACGACUACGUGGAGCCUGGCUACAUCAACUACUACUCCAUUCAUCCUAACUAUUUCUAUACUGACGAUGAGAACAGACGGAUUCGCAUUGCUAGAACUGGUGCUGGCGCGGGAAGCCUCGUUGUUUGCCACUCGAGGACUGUUACUCAACCGAGACAAAACGGCACAUCAAUAGGGCUAGAUGAAAACGCCAUCACGUGCCAAACCAUCGCCAACACCGGCAACGUGGAGAUUCCCAUGCGGAACCUUUGCGACAGCUACUAUACCAUCAACUCCUGCCCGAACCUCUACGUUUCCGUCCAGUCCCUCACCACCAGCGUUUCUUCCUUCACUGCCACUUGCACAGAAGCAGCAUGUAGAUUCCCAUACAACGUGAGGUAUUCCGUCCAGAUUGAAAGCUUCGGCUGCUACAGUAGUUCAACCAGCAUCGCCGCAAGCCUCUUGGUGGUAAUUUCUGCCCUCGUCAUCAAUUUGUUCCAAUCAUCUUAAACCCACAUUUGUAUUCGUAUUAGUUUUAUUGAGUGUAAUAUAUUUUGAACUAACAUGUUAAUUAUAUAUUAGAUUAGGUAAGUGAAUUUAAGUUUAUAUUUAUUAGUCGUCUUAGCUGCCAUAUUUGUUCGCUUUGAGCAAUAAUAAUCGCAAUUUUCAACUAGUCGUUUGGCUACUAACUCCCAUCCCACCUUAGAGUUGUAUUUAUAAUGUACAUUGUGACAAUAGGUUUAGUUUUAUAUUGAACUGCCUAUAAUAAUACGUAAAAAUUGUGUAAUUCAUAAUAAUAUUUGUUAUUUGUUAGCUUACUAUAUCAAUAAGGAUCGUUUAUUCAACAGGGUAGCAAAACGUGUGAAUAAAAUACAUAAAAUGUACUAAAUAGCAGAUAAAAAAUAUUAACUAUUUAUUUCAUAUAAACCUCUGUUUUUAUACAAAAAUAAAUUGUUUUUAGUAAA